AACAAAAUUUCCAUCAUGGAUAGUAUCGCCUUCUUCUCAAAAAUCGGAGAGACAUUAGUCUCUGAACUUCAAAACGACGAAGGUAAAAAUCUUCCACCCAAUAAAAUUCAAAAAAUCAUAUUGACAAAAUAUCUGCAAUCCGGAAAGUAGAAAAAACAAUUGGAAAAUCGUGGAUGGAAAAAAUAGGAGAGGUAGAAGAGAAUGAGCAGAGGGUGCGAUUCAUGAAAAUGUUGAUUUUCUGUUUGCAAAAAAAUUUACUGAAGACUCCCCUCGCUCAAUCAGUCCCAGAAGAUCGCCAAAGAAUGACACAGACUUUGGAGAAUGCCAUGAAAUUCCCGGAAUCCCAAAAAAAAGACUCGAGGUGCUCUCAGGGAAAAUUGAAGGAAAUUUAUACAGCGACCAGCGGUGAUCUUCACGAGUAUUUUGCAGUCCAGGAGAUUGACGAUGAAUUUAUGCACGGGUACUACGGAAUUUCGUGUGACGAGCCAUUCUUCAAAAAUCCAUGGGAAACGUCAGACGUCGAUGCAGUACUGAAUGAAAAAUUCAUAACGAGCGAUAUUGAUGAUAUCCUCGUGGAGGAAAAAUCUCCCGAAGUUGAUGACAAAGUCAAAGAACUGUGUCAAUGCAGAAAUAAAGCAAAACCCAAAGUUUCCAUUGAGAGUAGACCAACCUGGGGUCGUUAUCGUUACAUGGAAAGGCUUAUUGAUCAGUCGCCCUACACCGUUGGAGAUCUGGAGGUGACAGAGAUUGAUGCGAUGCUCCAUAAUUUUCGUGACCCUCGUAGAAAGCCACGUAACCAUUAAUUCGCAAGUUCACCGCUGAAAAACCUGUUCUGGAGAUCUGCAGAGACGAUCAGGGCAUUUGGAUACAUAUUUUUUUUGCUGCUGGGAAUUUUACUGGAGAAUGGAGAGGUCAAUGUUUGGGUUUAUGUGAGGAUUUAAAUAUCCGGUGUGAAUUCGAUUUACUAGAGCUCCGAGGAUUAGGUGAUAAAACACAAUGGCAUUUGAUUCAAUGAGAGGAUUACGAGGUCCACCUGCUGGUGUUGUUUGUCUCGGAGUAAUUUGUAUUAUUUUGACGUGGACCUGGUGGGCUCAAUCCACUGAUAUUACAGAGCUGUACAAUCAAGUCGAUAGAUUGCAAGGAGAGAUAAAAGUCAGUUUGGAAGAGCGUGAAAAAUGUGAAACAUCCAUAUCCAACUUGGAGGCACGUUAUAAACAAUCUCAGGACACAAUAGCAUCGUUACACGUACGGGAGAAUCAGUUGAGAAAGAAGAAUGAGGAGCUCACGAAUUCUGCGGCUUUCUGCAAUAGUGAAUUGGAGUCUGUGAGACAGUUGGAUUCUACGAAAGAUGCUGCACUGACAGCACUGAGACUUGAUAAGGACACUAUUGAUGAUCAGUUAAAUGUUAAACGAGAAGAGGCACAAAAACUUCAAGCCGAUUUAGAAAAAGUAAAAAUUGAAUUGAAUAACCUGAACAGAACGUGCAGCAGUGGUAAAUCCGCAGUGGCAAGAGAACAAGAACGAAAUAAUUCGAAAGAGUUCGCCAAUAAUUUGGAAAGACUCGUGGAUGAUAAUAAUGCUGAUACAGCUGGUGAAAUUGAUGGUGAUGAUGAGCCAUCCGUUGUUAUGGAGUCGAAACGUCAAAGUGAGGCACCAGCUGUCCACGAUUCUGUUCUCAAUCAUAUUUUGCAGAACUCAUUGGUUACUCCAAAAUCUAGUAAGCAGUGAUACGUACGUACAAAUAAAUGAAUGGUAUAAAUCAAUAAGAACAAUUUUAUUUGUUGAUUCUACAUUGUUCUAAAAAUAUACCUUGUUUCAACAAUGAUAUGAAAUAAAUACGUGGUAAUUUUUCUUUCAAA
Molecule: messenger RNA, 1859 nt
Organism: Fopius arisanus
Lineage: Eukaryota; Metazoa; Arthropoda; Insecta; Hymenoptera; Braconidae
Product: Golgi membrane protein 1
Exons: 5
Coding region: 997-1728 (243 amino acids)
Source: RefSeq, a predicted model, not a curated record